Molecule: messenger RNA, 543 nt
Organism: Chrysochloris asiatica (Cape golden mole)
Lineage: Eukaryota; Metazoa; Chordata; Mammalia; Afrosoricida; Chrysochloridae
Product: olfactory receptor 4C11-like
Exons: 1
Biological process (GO): G protein-coupled receptor signaling pathway
Cellular component (GO): membrane
Molecular function (GO): olfactory receptor activity
Source: RefSeq, a predicted model, not a curated record
UGUAAGCCCCUGAGAUAUACAGCCAUCAUGAACCGUCAUGUCUGCAUUGUGCUGGUGAUUCUGGCCUGGGUGGGAUCUUGUAUCCAUUCUUCAGCUCAGAUUUUACUGGCUUUGAAAUUGCCUUUCUGUGGUCCCAAUGUAAUUGAUCACUAUUUCUGUGACUUGCAGCCCUUGUUGAAACUUGCCUGCAUGGACACAUAUGUGAUAAAUUUGCUAGUUGUGUCCAAUAGUGGAGUCAUCUGCAUGGUGAGUUUCAUACUCUUGCUUAUGUCCUAUGCUGUCAUUUUAUAUUCAUUGAGAAAUCACAGUGCUGAAGGAAGACGAAAAGCUCUUUCUACCUGCACCUCCCACUUUAUUGUAGUUGUCAUAUUUUUUGGCCCAUGUAUAUUUAUAUACACACGCCCACCAACCACAUUUCCAGUUGAUAAGACGGUGGCUGUGUUUUACACAAUUGGGACACCCUUGCUCAAUCCUCUGAUUUAUACACUGAGGAAUGCAGAAGUGAAAAAUGCCAUGAAGAAGCUAUGGUGUAGCAAAUUAUAA